ACUGUUUGGUCUACACGGCUUACUUUUGUAUUGCGAGACGUUUUCCACACUUUGAAAAGGAAAUGCUCGAAGCGAUAUCAGAAUUAUGUUUAAAAGAAAGAAGACAUUCUAUCUAGGUCACCGGCGUCUGACCUUUGGUGAUGUCUGUCGACCGAAACUCGAGCGAAACUGAUCGGGGUCCGAGCGGCGCUGAAGUUCUCGCGUCCUUAAUCACGGCCGCUUUGGAGAAUGCAAAACUGGGGAAAACUAAAGAUUAUGAUCUGUUGGUUCAGAAACUUGCUGACCCAGGAAUCAAGGAAGUCCACUUUCAGAGAUAUCUUAUGGCAUUGACAACUUGUGUUUCUUGUCUGACAAAGCAGCAUGAUACACUAGUUGGGGCAGUUCUGAAUACUAGGUGGGCAGUAUGUGGCGAGAAAACAGUACAAGAAUUUAUUGAAUUCCUGACAAGCCUUGUGUCUGCCCAGACAUAUUACUUAAGAGCAUGCCUUCAUAUGAUUGUCAAGCUCUUCAUUCCAUCCAUUUCUUGGGAUGUACAAAUUAGAAGAGCUGAUUCUGAAGUUUCUGAGAAGAUAUUUUGUAACGCCCACGAAGCCUUGCAUGCUAUCCAUGAAGUGGUUCCAGCACUUCCACAGUUUUUGAUACCUGUACUGUCAGAAAAUUUUCCAUUUGUAGGAAAACCUAUAAUAUUUCAGGAAAGUUACAUAAAGAACCUGCUACAGGCUACAAAAUACCUCCAUAGCCUCAGAGCAAACAUUCUGGAACUGAUCAUUGACAAUCUUACCAAGAUUGAUUACAUCUCUUCACCCACUGGAGAGUAUCUAGCUGAUGCUGGUAUCGAAUUGUUUAAUGAGCUACUGGUGAUUUUUGAUAAAGUCAUUCUUCCCACCCAUGCAUCCUGCCAUAUUCAAUUUAUCAUGUUUCUACUCUGCAGCUUUGAUCAGUAUUUUUCCAAUUCCCUUCUUGAUAUUUGCUGGAAAAAGAUUGAGGAACCUAAUACCCCAGCCGUCAUCAGACAGGCCAUUGCAGCUUACAUUGCAAGUUUUACAGCCAGGGCUAAAUAUAUUCCCAUCAGUACAGUGCAAACUUGUUUGGACCUUAUGGUGCACUGGAUUCACUGCUACAUUGACACUCAUGAUGCAAGCUGUGUAACACCUGACGCUGGUAAAUACGGUCCAUUUUACUCAGUUUGUCAGGCACUUUUCUACAUGUUUGUAUUUCGCCACAAACAGCUGCUUGAACUUGAGGGAGGAUUAAAGUACAUAAGAAGACUGAACCUGGACAGAAUUGUUACUUGUCGCAUGAAUCCACUCAGGGUUUGCUUACCUAGCAUUGUUAAAUUGUUUGCAUAUAUCACAAGACAUCACGAGCUGGUCUUUUGCUAAACAAUUAUUGAACAAAACAACAGAAUGAUGUUACCAGUGGCAAAACCAGCAUCCAGCCAUGCAGUGAGGAGCUUGUCUUUCCAGAACCAGUUGGAUUCUUUUUUUCCUUUUGAUCCUUACCUUUUGAAAAGAUCAUCCCAGUUUAUUGAGCCACUCUAUCAUGUAUGGGAGGAAUUGGAACACAAUGCAGAUGGAGAUGGCGAUGAUGAUGAAAAAGAUGAUCAAAGGAAACAUUCAGAAACAUAUGAUGAAGAAGAUUACUUGGUUAGCUGCAGAAGCCCAGAUGCCAUUAUACAGGGUUUUACUCCUGACACACUCAUGUGUGUGUCCCCUGGGUUCACAGCAUCUCCCAGAAGAUGACAUGUGUAGGACAUUGCAACAACAAAUGCUGCUUAUAUCUCACCCAUGAGAUCAUGUGAUGUCAUAUGCAUUGUACCAGGUUUUACUCCUGACACACUCAUAUAUGUGUCACCUAAGUUCACAGCAUCUCCCGCAACAUAACAUUUGCAGAACAUUGUUACUGCCAACAAAUACUUCUUAAAUCUCACCCUUGUCAUGUUCCUGGCAAGGAAUAGCAGCUGCGAUCACCAUGUAACAGAUCGAGAUCAGUUUGUUGCGAUAAACAUUUAUUUGUUUAGAUACAAAUUUAUGAGGCCACAGAACUGUCAGUGUUAUCUUCCAAUGACUGAAACUCUUCGGGUUUCCUUGCCAUAUUCUGAGCACUGAUUAUGGUUGAAGACUAUACAUGACACUCCACCAGCUGUUAAAUAUGUACCAUGAAAGAUGUCACUCUAAUCAACUAACAAGGUGUACUGAUUUCCACAUAGAGGCAACUUUCCACAGACCGUGCUGCAUGGUGAAUUUGUAAUCCUGGUCUAGAACCUUAUAAGUUAAUUUACAAUAAAGAAAUGCAACUAGAAAUA
Messenger RNA from Stylophora pistillata, 2305 nucleotides. RefSeq names its product RNA polymerase I-specific transcription initiation factor RRN3-like. Gene Ontology annotation, molecular function: RNA polymerase I core binding; RNA polymerase I general transcription initiation factor activity. Gene Ontology annotation, biological process: transcription initiation at RNA polymerase I promoter. Gene Ontology annotation, cellular component: nucleus. The record is from RefSeq and is a predicted model, not a curated record. Lineage: Eukaryota; Metazoa; Cnidaria; Anthozoa; Scleractinia; Pocilloporidae.